Molecule: messenger RNA, 3357 nt
Organism: Panthera uncia (snow leopard)
Lineage: Eukaryota; Metazoa; Chordata; Mammalia; Carnivora; Felidae
Gene: AIG1
Product: androgen induced 1
Exons: 5
Coding region: 73-885 (270 amino acids)
Cellular component (GO): membrane; endomembrane system
Source: RefSeq, a predicted model, not a curated record
GCACCCGCCCCCGCGCGCCCUACGCUCCCGCCCUUCCUCGUCGCCGCCCAGCCUGCCAGGCCUUUUGCGAACAUGGCGCUUGUCCCGUGCCAGGUGCUGCGGGUGGCGAUCCUGCUGUCCUACUGUUCUAUCCUGUGCAACUACAAGGCCAUCGAAAUGCCCUCGCAUCAGACCUACGGCGGGAGCUGGAAAUUCCUGACGUUCAUUGAUCUGGUUAUCCAGGCUGUCUUUUUUGGUAUUUGCGUGCUGACUGAUCUUUCCAGUCUUCUGACUAGAGGAAGUGGGAACCAAGAACAAGAAAGGCAGCUCAAGAAGCUUAUCUCGCUCCGGGACUGGAUGUUAGCCGUACUGGCCUUUCCUGUCGGGGUUUUCGUUGUAGCGGUGUUCUGGAUCAUUUAUGCCUAUGACAGAGAGAUGAUUUACCCGAAGUUGCUUGAUAAUUUUAUCCCAGGGUGGCUGAAUCACGGAAUGCACACAACAGUUUUGCCCUUUAUAUUAAUCGAGAUGAGGACAUCACACCAUGCGUAUCCCAGCAGGAACAGCGGACUCGCCGCCAUAUGUACCUUCUCUGUUGGCUAUAUAUUAUGGGUGUGCUGGGUGCAUCACGUAACUGGGAUGUGGGUGUAUCCUUUCCUGGAACACAUUGGCCCAGGAGCCAGAAUCAUCUUCUUUGGGUCUACAACCAUCUUAAUGAACUUUUUGUACCUGCUGGGAGAAGUUCUGAACAGCUAUAUCUGGGAUACACAGAGAAGUAAGUAUUGUUUAGGGGAGCAUAAAGCAGGAGAACUGCUGUCUAAAAGAGUGUGUGCCGACACUGAAGGAAAAUUCCAUUGUAGCCAAGGAUCACUUAUGAAGAGUUUCAUUUUUAUAACUACACAGUGUUAAUUUAAGAGCCGCUGGCAGUUACCUGAAAGGUUUAUUACUCACUUUGUCUUAUUAGCUAGUAAAACAUCCAAAUCUCAGAGAAAAGAAGCAUGUCUAUAAAAUUUUAUAGGGAGAAAUGUAGCGUUAACAACAACAACAAAAAUUUAGGAACUUCACUCUGAUCAGAAAAUACUGCUUUAGCUAAAGGGACCUCCCCCAAUUAAAUAGAUAAAAUAUUAAAUGUAACCAAAUAGUCUCAUUAAAAGCCACCCAGACCUCCGCUUCUUACACCAUCCCUUGUGUGGGUGCAGUAGCUUCAGAGAGGUCUCCCCCACUGUUCUGCUAGAACCCCAAGCAGCUCAGACUACCUGUGGCCACUGUGAUUCACCAGUGACUGUCAUAUUCAAGGGCUGGAGGUGACAAAGAGGUACAGGCAGUAAAGGUAAUAAUACUUCAUUGCUGUAGAAACUCUCUUAACCUAUGACUUGAUUUAUCUUUUGUUUCUGUUUACGGCAGCGCCUCUAUCUUGGCAAGGCACGUAAUCUUACCCAAGCUGUGCAAACCCCUGUCCAAAGCGUAUGUAAGAUAACAUAACAAAUGGGAAGGUGGAAAAAGCAACAGCACCGUAUGUAGUGGUUUGAGUCCUGCAUGAAAGUGUUUCCAAAGGCAAAAUGGUUUGGGAAUUUUGGAGAGUUCUGGGCAUCUCCGCCAAUAGAAUCACAACAUUCUAGACAUCCCUCGCAAAUGAUCUCUGUUCCACAAACACUGAGCACCCUACGUUGUGCCAGACACUGUGCCAGGAACCGGAUCUUAUUAGACAAAUAAAACACAGUCGUUGCAUGGUUACCAAAUUGGACUUUUUUGUGUGUGGACCUUCUAAGAUUGUGUGUCAAGGCAUUGGCCAAUGGUAAGUGGCCAGGAGGAAUUUAAGGAUUUCUUUUCUCGGCAGCUGGCUUAAUUUUAAUAAGUGGUCUAUUAGAAAAAGUGUCAAAAUGUUUCAUUCAGUUCAGGCCACAGCUUGGGAAACCAGAAAUUAAUCUUUUAAUAAUUCCUUCUCUGUUUAAUGGGAAUAGUAAUCUUUAUUAGUUAACUUAUGAAAGUAUUUAGCUAACUUGCAGAAAUAUUUUGAGAACAAAAUGUAAACAUUUCUCAGCUUCUUGGGAGAAAGGCCAUAUUUAAAUGUAGGCUAAUAUGCUUUCUAUAUGUUAUUCAGGAAGUAUUUAUGACUCUUUCCCCUUGAUUUAGCUUGAUUCCAAUGGUCAUUUGGCCAUUGUUCUGCUACUCCUAAGAGAAGAUGGCCUGAAGACCAGGAAAGAGAAAAAUCCGGUAUGGAUUCAUAGAAUACUGCUCUUUAGCAGCUCUAAGUGAGAAGUUAAAAAUGAAUAGUGAAACUCAGGGUUUUUUUAAUGAUCUGUUCAAUUUAAUUUGGGCCAUUCUCUUAAGUAAGGUUGACUCAUAUUCCAUAACUCAUUUUAGGUAUGGAGAUUAAUUUUAUCUACAUGGGACCAUCUAGUUAAUUCCACAAAGGCAGAUGUUUCAUGUCAAGUGGACACAUUUUUCUCAUCUAUGAGAAGGAUUGCAAACUGAUGGCCUCCCCCCAAAUUUACUUGCCAAAAGUUUUGUUAGACCUACGUGGUGGGAUUUUUCUUUUUGAACCAACAUUUAAAAAUUGGGAGAUUAUACAUACAGGCCAGAUUCACCAGCUUAUCAGAUACUUUUUUAAGAUCUGGCAACACCAGGCCCACCAAGCCCACUUAUGGCAACAAUGGAUCAGUUGCCCCCUAGAGCUGGCUCCUUAAGUGUUCCUAGUUUUCACCUGGCCACUUUGCUCCACUACAUUAGCUGCCUGUUUCCAUACAUGGUUAAAUUCGAAAGUGCUGAUUAAAAGCAGUAUGUGCCGUAUGUGUGUGUGUGUUUGCGUGUGUUGCAAUGAACUGAAUACAGUCAGGGAGAGUGUUAGAAUCCUGAGUACAUUUACUACGUCCAAAACAAAAUCCGCCAAGAAGCAGGGAUAUCACACGGAGCCCCCUUCCUUGUAUCCAUAAUGAUUUUUAAUGGCUUCACUUCCUCCACUUGGUGAUGCAAUGUUGACUUCAACUUCGAGACAAAAUCACAUUAUUAGAGAAUCAUUGAACAGAAUAGGAUAUUAGAAACCCAGAAAAGCUGGCUUUUUUACUAAGAAGCAGCUGAGCCUGGAAAUUCUAGGUGACCCACCAAUAUAGGUGGUGGCAGAGCCAACACCUUCUGCAUAAUGUCCGGUCCAGUGUUACUUUUACUGAGCCAUCAGAUUGUCACCAUUGGAAAUCCAGACCCAUGAGAGGCUAGAAACCUCACUAAGACCCAUGGACCUACUUCAUAAAAUAACAAAAUAGACCAACUUGAUAAGAACAAUGAACAAAAAGCCCUUAAAUAGGCUAAAUUUAUAUGUAAGCAUUUGCUGUUUUUAAAGAAAAGUAACUCUAAGUGGAGUUGUGACUCUUGUAAUGGUUUGCU